UUCAAUGCAUAUGAUGUAGGGGAACUGAUAUGAGCAGUCCACAUGGCAUACAUGUUGGCCUGUUAGACCGUCUUGUAAUUAUACGGACAGAAACUUAUGGUCCAGCUGACAUGAUACAGUAUGGGAUUGUAUACCAGCUUGGCAUUGCCAAUAAAAGCACCAGCAUUGCCGUCUAUUUGUUGUCUUGGAUCUAUGUGGUUGUGGUUGUUGCUAUUUAUCUGGUAAUCAUGCAUGCUCAUGACAAGUACUCUACGAAGGAGCACAUUUACUACCGGGCAGUUAAAUUGUUCGUCAUCUGCCUCACGACACUGGUGGUUAUCAUAUUGCUGAGAUUCACCAGGUGAUGAUGUGGUUACUUCAAACACACGGCUUUAUGACAGUUUUUUCAAGCAGAGAUGCUCCUUGGUGUUGCUGGCCAAAUGGGUACUCAAAACUUCAAUGUGGCUGAUUUUCAUUCUCUGGAUUGCUCUGAUUUUUCUCUAUCCUAGGACUGAUUUUUUUUUUUCCUUUUAUUUUUCUUUUUUAAGAAAGGAGAACUAUCCUAGUUCAUUAUAGGAAUCCUAUUUAUGUUGUCCUAAUUUUGCAUGUAACUAUAAUAAAAUAUGAUGUUUCUAUUGUUGAUGGAAAAUACUCCACUAAUCAUAAACUGAACAUUCUUUCUGUGGCCUUGUCUCCACUGAAAAUGUAGGCUGUUCGCACUUGGCACUUUUCUCCAACAGUCACUUACAGAACAACCAAUUCAAUGGAUCGAUUAUCUUCCUGGCUAAUCUCUCACUGUCUGAAUUUUAUGUCUCAAACUCAAGUGUGUUCCUAGCAAGUCUUUAAACAUGUUUUAUUUUUGUGCUGCACACUGAAGCAUUUGCUGAUCAUUGAUUUGCACUGUGCAGCAGGCCUAUUUGUGUAAUGUCAGCUGUUCCAUUUACUUUGGGUUGGCAUCUGUAGAGUCUAUAUAGGGAU
Messenger RNA from Magnolia sinica, 957 nucleotides. RefSeq names its product callose synthase 12-like. The transcript is spliced from 2 exons. The record is from RefSeq and is a predicted model, not a curated record. The coding region runs from base 30 to 344 and encodes 104 amino acids. NCBI's taxonomy places the organism in Eukaryota, Viridiplantae, Streptophyta, Magnoliopsida, Magnoliales, Magnoliaceae.